AUGGUGGUCUUCAUCCCCAAAUAUACACCAGGCAAAACUGCAGAAAACAUAAUAAAGACAGUCUCGGGGCCCACGGGGACGACAGUGACUCUUGUGACAGACAUCAAGUCAGUGUUUGAGCUGGGCGUAACAACUGAUUUCCUCACAGUUUCCCAGCAUGCCCUGGCUGUGGUGAUGGAGGUGUAUGCAGGAGAAAAGUCCAUCCUGCUGCCCUGUCGGUUCCCAGGUCAUAUACCUGAGGACGAUCCUGCAGUGAUGUGGACUCGCAGUGAUCUCGACCCCAAAUCUGUCCACCUGCUCCAAAAAGGAGGAGAUGAUCUUAGAGGACAAAACCAGCGUUACAGCGGACGCACAUCAGUGAGGUCUGAUGCUCUAAAAACUGGAAACUUCAGCCUCACUCUGAGGAACCCACAACUGACUGACAGCGGCAGCUACACCUGCUCCAUCAGUGAUGGAAGACAAGAACAGAGACUGACAGACAUACAGCUGCAGGUCAAAGACCAGCAGGUGGAGGUGAAGGUGGAGGAAGGCUCAGAGUCUGUCAUCCUGCCCUGCAAAACAACACCUGACCUGCCCGAGGACACCAGGGUGGAGUGGACUCGCUCUGAUCCAGAACUCGUGUACAUAAUCCAAAUGAAGAUGAAUGAAGACCUGCUGAGAACUGGAGACCUCAGUCUGACCCUGAAACAGCCCACACAGAGAGACACAGGAGGAUACAUCUGCACCAUCUACAGGGACAAAGACAUCCUGAGACAGAAAGUAGUGCUGCAGGUCAAAGAACCAUUUCUAUCCAAGGCCACAGUUCACCUGGUUUUGCUGGUUCUUGUUCUAGUUGUUUCUGGAGAUGUUUUAUUUCACUUCUGGAACUAUUUCAUGUCACUCUUUCCGGUGAAGGUCGAGGUGGAGUUGGGAGCAGAGUCUGUCCGGCUGCCCUUCAAAACUACAAAAAACCUGCCUGCUGAUGCUAAAGUGAUGUGGGAACGUUAUGAUCCGAGAAGGAUGGUCCACGUGUUCUGCAGGGAGCCUGAUGAGACAAAACAGCACGAGGAUUACAGAGACCGAACAGAGAUGAAUGAAGACCCACUGAGUACUAGAGACCUCACUCUGACCCUGAAACAGCCAAAAGAGGCAGACAGUGGAGAAUACAAAUGUUUAGUCUGGAGGAGGGGAGACUUCAUCAGGACGAAAUCAGUGCUGCUCACAGUCAGAGGUUUGUCACAGGCGGAGGAGGGAGGAGAGGAAGCACAGGUGGAUCGUCUGAUGAUGAGGAGCAUUCAUUGA
Messenger RNA from Archocentrus centrarchus (flier cichlid), 1281 nucleotides. RefSeq names its product butyrophilin subfamily 3 member A2-like. Bases 1 to 1281 code for a protein of 426 amino acids. The record is from RefSeq and is a predicted model, not a curated record. NCBI's taxonomy places the organism in Eukaryota, Metazoa, Chordata, Actinopteri, Cichliformes, Cichlidae. The transcript has 5 exons. Gene Ontology annotation, cellular component: external side of plasma membrane. Gene Ontology annotation, biological process: negative regulation of T cell proliferation; cellular response to lipopolysaccharide; T cell costimulation.